Molecule: messenger RNA, 1368 nt
Organism: Cucurbita pepo subsp. pepo (vegetable marrow)
Lineage: Eukaryota; Viridiplantae; Streptophyta; Magnoliopsida; Cucurbitales; Cucurbitaceae
Source: RefSeq, a predicted model, not a curated record
UUUUGACAGCAGGUUAGCUGUGUGUAGCAGCUCUUCAUCAAACUCAAAACUACAACUAAACAAUCGAAACAAACACAUGAAGUCUCAGAACAUUGGGGUUGCUCGAAGACGGAGAGGUAGAACCCCAACUCCUGGGAAAUAUCUUGGACUUGUUAGAACAGUUAGUGAGAGACACAGGUCGUCGCACAGCUACUCUUCUCGGCGUUCUCCUAGCUACUCUCCAUAUAGAAGCUCGAGUUGCUCAUCUCAUUAUUCAUCUGAUCGUAGCAGGAGUAGAUCCUAUUCUGUUGACCGACGCCAAAGAUCGUUCUCCCCUUAUAGCCGUCGAAGAUAUGAUUCUCCGGACUAUAGGCAUCAUAGGUCAUAUUCUCGAUCCCGCACACCGUAUAGGUUACCUACCAGGAGACGCGACAGGUCUUACUCACCUUAUGACUGUUAUUCGCCUGAACCUUACUAUAGAAGGCACAGGCAUUGGUCCCGGUCAUAUUCUCGAUCCUGCUCACCGCAUAGGACACCUACCAGGAGAUGUGACAGGUCUUACUCACCUUAUGAUUGUUAUUCCCCUGAACCUUACUAUAGAAGGCACAGGCAUCGGUCCCCUGAACCCUACUACAGAAGGCGCAUGCAUCGAUCCCCUGAACCCUACUACAGAAGGCACAAGUAUCGGUCAGUUUCUAGGAGCCUUUCACCGAGGAGGAGAACCUUAAGGAGUUACUCUCGCAGCCCCUCCCAGGAAUCGAGGAGUAGUUACUCACGUAGUAUUUCCUCUGAACGAAGCAGUAGAUCAGGGAGCUAUUCACGCAGUGUUUCUCCUGAAUCAAGGGGCUCAAGGAGUCGCUCUUGCAGCCAUACCCCGAGACGACAUUAUGAGAGUCCACGUAAGAGAGGGCAUUCUGGUGGGAGUCAAUCGAGAAGUCAAAGUGUGGUUUCAAGGUCUGUUAGUCCUGCUUGAUUGACUGAUCUACCGACAUCCUCAUAUAGCCAAGAUAUGUUGGAAUUGUUAAUGGGAAGUGUCUUCAACAGCUUCAUGGCCAUGAUUUAUAACUAUGAAGUGCCUGCCCGUGGACUUGUGAAGGUGAAAAUGAUGGGUCUAAAGUUUAAUGUCGAUUUCCAGCUCAAGCUCGUGGGUCGGUCGUUGGGUCUAUUUUAUGUACUUUUGAAGGCACCCGGUCUGCGGGUGGAAUAUCAUAUAUUUAUAUUGUGAUUUGGGACUUGAGCCUACUGUAUUUGCUAUUAAUAGUUUGCUACCAUUUUCUGCUAAUAUUUUGAUUUAUUUAGCAUGUAUUUCCUAUUCUGUUGGCAUUGGUAGCUUCUGAUAUUACAGGAGACUGAUCAUCUCUCAUUAGUAAGAUGAGCAGAGUUAAUUUA